AUCCAAAAAACAUUCAUUUAUAACUAAUUAUCGCUCUUAAAAAUGUCCAUAAAAACACCGACGAAAUAUGGGUUUAAUACUGACUUUAGUUCUACAACUGAUGCGGAUGAACUUUUCAUAAAGCACAGUAUUCCCGAACUUCGGUCCCUUGAGAAAAGAACAAGAUCAGAUAUCGAGGAAAAGAAGCAAGAAUUACGACUUAUGGUCGGUGAAAGAUAUCGUGAUCUAAUAGAUGCUGCUGAUAGCAUAGUUAAUAUGCGUAAAUGUGCUUUGUCAAUUCAAGAAGAAUUGCAUCAUAUGCAAGAUUCUUGUGAUGUUCAUGCUUUGAAAAGAUCCGUACGAACUCAAGUCAAUGAAGACAACAAGGGCACAAAAGAUGAAAAAAAACAUCACCUAUAUUCUUCGGCUGCACAAAUCAAAUUACUAGUAGACGUACCUGAGCAGAUUUGGAGAUCAUUGGAAAGUCACAAGUAUUUGAAUGCAAGUCGUUUAUAUCUUAUUGCCAAGUUAGUGUAUAAGAAUCUUCAAGCUCAUGACGACACUCCAUUCAACGUUUCAGUAACUUUUCCUGUUGUUCAAAGACAAUGGGAUGCUGUGAGUCAUUUUAAGUCACAGAUUCUUCAAAAAGCUAGACAUUAUUUAAAAAUAACAGAACAAUCUGAGCAGAGUCUAGCAGAAACUUUAUGUGCGAUUAUGUUGUUGGAUGAUGUGACUAAAAAAGAUGUAUUUCAAUUGUGUCUAGAUGGGAGAACUUCAGUGUUGUCGCAACUUCUAGAGAAAUCAAUCACCAAAGAUGUGAAAUCUUUAACAGAACAAUUUAAGGAAAUGAUUCAUAUAAUUAGAAGCAGUGUUUUUCAUAUAGGAUUAGUUUUUAUUCGAACAGGAGAUGAUCUGUCAUUAUUUGAAUCUUACCUUCACCAGCUUCAACAAGGAUUUUCUGUUAAUGAGGAUAAUUUACAUACGCCGUCCUCAGUAAUGUCACCAUGUGACUCGAAGGUUUCACUUACACGGUUAUAUUCUUCUUCAGCUAACAUUCAUCUCCUGAUGCGUUAUUUGCCAGAAUCAAUUCAGACCUUUACACCAUUUUUUCAUAUGUCAGGGCCCCGUGGAAAUUUUACACAAGAUGACAUUCAUGAACGUAUGAAUGGAUGGUUCGAUUAUAUAGUACAAUUAUUUCGAGAGAAACUUGGAAUGCUCCUAUCAAAAGUUACAUGUGCUCGAGAUUUAAAUGAAUUAAGAAAAAAUAUAUGGAAUAUUUUAAAGGAUGAUGAAAGUUCAAAGGAGGAAGAAAAAUCGACGACCAUUAAACACCCAAGCAAGGUUCAUAGAACUAGUUUAGGAUUUAUAUUAAACAUUCAACGAACUGCUUGGUCUUGGUCUUUUGCUUGUAAUCUUGUUUUCAAUAAUUAUUUUUCCAUUUGGAAUGAUUUGCUAAGACAAGGUUUUAAUAAAAGAUUUCAAGAUAUUAUUCAAUCUUCAUUUGCUGAAUUAUCUAAGCAACCCGAAAAAUUGCUUAAAAAUCGAUUACAUAAAUUAAUUAAUCCAAAUAAUGAAGAACGUCAUUUGGGAAAAUUCAUCUGGGCACAUGAUUCCAUAUUUUCUAGUGCAAAUGUUCAAGAAAACAUGAUAUCAAGUUUUAAACAAAAGAUUGAAUGUCUCGUAUUAGCACAAACAUCCAUUGUCGGUGAAGCAAAAUUAACAUUUGACAAGAAUUUGAGAGAUAUUCGAGAUGACAUGGAAAUUGUCUUUGCAUUAAUUAAUAAUCGUACAGAUGAAUUAUUUUACGGCAAAAAGUUUAAUGGAAAAUUAUUUAAUGCUCAUAGUGACACUGAAGAUUUGUCUAGUUUUUUUCAAGAAACGUUAAUGAAUUCAGUUAUUUCUUAUCGUAAUCAGCUAAACGGACUAAUAGAAGAAAUUGACAUACUCGAAAAAACACAGGAAAAUAAAUCCAUUUUAGAAAAUAAUGCAAAACGUUUGCUUAUUGCCCGAAUUUCGCAAACAAUUGCUUAUGAAUCCUUGGAACUUCCUACACUUUUACAAACAACUACAGGACGUGAUAAGCCAAAUUAUUUUAGUUCUCGUCUGUCUUCAGCUCCAGAUCCACGGUUAGUAAAUUUGCGGCAAUUAUUAAUGGAAGUUUAUUUUUCAGCACAUAAACCUUGGAUGCAAUGGAUUACUAAUAAUGCUCAAGAUGCUGUGCUUAAAAUGUUAUAUAAUUCACCUUGGAAUGAAUCAAAUAUUCAGACUUUGAUUUGGGAAGAAAUAUCCAUGCAAGAUAAAGCAAAUUCUAGUGAUAAUGAAGGUGCAAAGAUAACUUUACCUUCACAAUCCUCAAAUGAACUUUUAAGGUGCUUAUAUGAUAUAUGUAAAGAAUUAAACAGAAUUGGUAGUCCAACUUUGCAUGAGGACAUUAUCAAGGAUUUUUUUGCAGAAUUAUCUCUGAAAAUAAUCGAAAAGUAUAAUUCUUUUACAUUAGAUGAGGAAAGUUUUACAAAAGUGUCUGAGAAAGGAGCUAUACAAUUAUUAUUUGACAUUAAAUUUCUAAGAAAAGUGUUUGAAGGGUGCUGGUCAUCGGACCAAGAUGAAGAAGAUGACAAUAAAGCAUAUCAAAAUAAAGAGGAAAUGUUUAAUCAAUCAUUAAGAGCUAUAAAACAAAAGAUUGACCCUAUUGAUUUGACUGUAUUUGAACCAUAUUUGAAUAAGAAUGUUGAAAGACAUUAUGCAAGAAGUUCUAUCAUGUUGGGUUUAUUGUUUCAACUAAAUCCGAAAAUUACCGAUAUGAGACGUAAAAGUAUUACAUUACAAGAUUACCAUAAUAUAAUAAUGCCAGUUGUACCACAAGCUGCUAGAUUUACUUUAUUACCAAUUAGUCAUAAAUCUAGUGGAGGAAAUUUCAAAAAUUCUUAAUGAUAGUGAUGAUCUAAGAAAUAAGUGGGUUAAUGGUUGCCAUGCUAAGAUGUAAAAAAAAUUAUUUUUUGAUAGUAAUAUUUAUCGGAUAAUUAAACUACAAUAUAAUAAUUAAUUAAAAAAACUACCAUUACCUCAACAUAUAGUGAAUAAAAUAUGUUAUGGCAUUGGUAUAUAAAAUUUAUUUGAAUAGAAUACACCACUAGACAUAAUCAUAAAAGCUGAUAUAUAAUAGAAAUUAAUAAAAUUAAUAGUUUUAUAUGUUACAGUAAUUACAGUAAUAAAGUUAUACUAGGAAACGG
This is a messenger RNA of Rhizophagus irregularis DAOM 181602=DAOM 197198, 3209 nucleotides long. RefSeq lists its product as uncharacterized. NCBI's taxonomy places the organism in Eukaryota, Fungi, Glomeromycota, Glomeromycetes, Glomerales, Glomeraceae. Gene Ontology annotation, biological process: intra-Golgi vesicle-mediated transport. Gene Ontology annotation, cellular component: COG complex; Golgi apparatus. The record is from RefSeq and is a predicted model, not a curated record.